AUGCCCAAGCGACCCUCGACACCAGCCGCAGACCAGGCACGGCUCCCACAAAAGUCCCAGCGGACCAACGAUGGCGGCGCCGACACUGACAUCGGAUCCCACGCCGAGGACUCUGGAAGCAACUCAUCCGUGGAAGAUAUGAACACAUUUUGGGGCGACAUGAAUGACCCGGACACGCUCCUGAAGACGAAGCUGGCGCUUGCGAUCUUUAGCGAUCGACCCCUGAAGCACGAGACCUACGCUGUGGAGUACCUUGCGAGUAUGAGGCCGUUAUCUGCACCAACACCCAAGGCCGACGAGUACCUGACGUACCUGCAGGCAGUCUAUCCAGCAGCUCCAGUGAAGGGCAUGGCCAGGGCGUGGAGCAAGAUGAAGCAGUACUUUGGCGACACCAAGAAGGCAGACCACUCGGCGAUUGAGAAUCUGAUCGAUGUCACAUCACUCAUCGCAGCCUUCAAGGAGGCCCCCGAGAUUGCCACAUCUGAUUCGACCACGUCUACGGCGACGGCGAUGCCACCACCUCCAUCACCACUGAUGGCGAUGCCCAAGGCGGCGACAUCCUCUUCGCGAUCUUCAAUGGCAUCAAGUUGGUCGCGUUUUAACAAUGUCAGCAACAGCAGCAGCAAUGGCAGUGGCAGCGGAAGCGGAAGCAGCAGCAAUGGCAGUGGCGGAGGAUGCGGAAGCAGCAGCGGCAAUCCAACACCAGGCCAGAUCCUGACCAUGAAGAGCCUAUUCAAGGAGAAUUUCAACAAGUUUCGCGGUGGCGCCUGGUCGUUGCCCUCAGGUGCUGUUCUGGACGAGCGUCUCCGUGGUGUUAUCGAGUGCCUGCCCUAUGAGAGCGCGCUCCAUAGUUUCGUUAUCGAGGAUGUCGACGCGCUGCUCCAGCUGUUCGAGGACACGACGGACCAGAAGGAGAUCGAGCGCAUCAUGGUCACGCGCAAGGACGAGGGACUGCCUGUGCUUUCGCCCGCCGAGCACAACUUCCUCCAGCAAUACGACAUGCUACCGGUUGACCUGGACGAGUUUCUCGCUACCCAUGGAUGGCGCAAUGUUGGCGACGCUCUCCAGAACAAACCGUCGGAGGAGUUCCAGAAAGUUGCGCACGACAGCAUCACCCAUGUGCUCCGCAUGUACCAGGAGAGUGACCUCGCCUUCCCCAAGGGCCCCGCGGAGGCCUGGUUCAACAUCCACCUGUGGGGUUAUCUCCGCCUUGCGCUCUCCCGUAGCCGCUCUUUGGAAUACAGGCCUGGAGAAGUCUCCUCGGAUGCCUCAGCCAACCGACGCAACAAGCGACGCACUCGGGACGGUCGGCAGUACGCCGGCCAUAAAGUUGACGGGCUGGUUGUGGUGUCGGCGCGGUCACUCGAGAUCUGUCACAUGGAGGCCGCCAAGAAGGACGGAGGAGCCAACACCACGAAGUGCCUGGAUGACACCAAAAAGUUGCUCAAGCUAAUGAAGGACGCACAUGACAUGAUCCGCGAGAAGGCGACCCAAGAUAUUCGUGAUCGGCUCGUCACUUUCGGGCUGCGCAUCUCGGGACCCACGGCCACGAUCUUCACGCUGCGCCAGCGCCCCGGUCGGUUUUACCAGGCAGUUGCGGAAGCGACCAUGUCAUUUCCGUCUAUUUGGCCGGACGGCGACACGGGCACGAUCAUUGCCGUCAUCUCCCGGAUCCUCAUGCUCCGGAAGGCCAUCCUAGCCAUGGCGGCAUCCGUCGCCACUUGGACCUCGUUGGCCAUCGACGGCCAGAACCCUGGCGGCCAUGGCGACUGGAUCGCGCCCACAAUGACAUCCCCCCAGCUUCUGCCCACUACACCCAUCAUCCCCACUGAGGACAUUCCUCCAUUGAACCUGUAA
This is a messenger RNA of Gamsiella multidivaricata, 1857 nucleotides long. RefSeq lists its product as uncharacterized. Bases 1 to 1857 code for a protein of 618 amino acids. The transcript is spliced from 3 exons. Lineage: Eukaryota; Fungi; Mortierellomycota; Mortierellomycetes; Mortierellales; Mortierellaceae. The record is from RefSeq and is a predicted model, not a curated record.